This is a messenger RNA of Lates calcarifer (barramundi perch), 1983 nucleotides long. RefSeq names its product kynurenine 3-monooxygenase. The coding region runs from base 225 to 1640 and encodes 471 amino acids. Gene Ontology annotation, molecular function: kynurenine 3-monooxygenase activity; FAD binding; NAD(P)H oxidase H2O2-forming activity. Gene Ontology annotation, cellular component: mitochondrial outer membrane. The record is from RefSeq and is a predicted model, not a curated record. The transcript is spliced from 16 exons. NCBI's taxonomy places the organism in Eukaryota, Metazoa, Chordata, Actinopteri, Centropomidae. Gene Ontology annotation, biological process: NAD+ metabolic process; quinolinate biosynthetic process; L-tryptophan catabolic process.
AAACGUAAGAAUAAGGAUAAAGAGAAACGGAACGAACAAUUUAACUCUUUGGUUUAACACACAUUGCUGUUUGAAUUUCGGCGUUUUAUCAGUGUAGCGACUGGAAUUGAAUACAUCUCUCAGCCACAAGAUGGCGGCAGAUGUCUUCAUCUGUACAUUCAUUACCAGGCACUGGAGCAACCGAGCAGUGAGAGGAGUCAGACCGCCAGAGACACCUGAAGACAAUGGAGGAAUCACCUGGAGGACCGAGCCAGAAAAAAGUAGUGGCAGUGGUGGGCGGUGGUUUGGUCGGGGCACUGAACGCCUGCUUCUUUGCCAAAAGAGGCUUUGAUGUGGAACUGUUUGAAACCAGGGAAGACAUCCGACAAGCCAAAAUCGUGAGGGGGAGAAGCAUCAACCUGGCUUUGUCUCACAGAGGCCGGCAAGCACUGAAACAUGUCGGCAUGGAGGAGAAGAUUGUCUCCCAAGGAAUUCCCAUGCAUGCAAGAAUGAUCCAUUCACUGAAUGGGAAACAGUCUCCAAUCCCUUAUGGCAAGAAAGGCCAGUACAUCCUGUCAGUGGACCGGGCCAAUCUGAACAAAGAGCUGCUAACAGCGGCAGAGACGUAUCCAAACACAAAGCUGAACUUCGACCGCAAGCUGCAGGACUGGAGCGCCGAAACAGGGCUGAUGACCUUUGUCAGGUCAGAUGGAUCCGAGGAGCAGGUCGAGGCCGACCUGAUCGUCGGCUGCGACGGAGCUUUCUCCGCCAUCCGCAAGCAGUUCCUCCGUCGCAGCCGCUUCAACUACAGCCAGACCUACAUCCCCCACGGCUACAUGGAGCUCACCAUGCCGCCCAUCAACGGAGAGUUUGCCAUGAAGCCUAAUUAUCUGCACAUCUGGCCACGAAACACAUUUAUGAUGAUUGCCCUGCCCAACUUGGACAAGACCUUUACCUGCACCCUCUUCAUGCCCUUCGAGGAGUUUGAGAAGAUCACCACAGGAGACGAAGUCAUUGAGUUUUUCCAGAAAUACUUCCCUGACGCCAUUCCACUAAUAGGAGUUGAUGCUCUCAAGAGGGAUUAUUUCCGCUUGCCCGCGCAGGCCAUGGUGUCUGUCAAGUGCUCCCCGUAUCACAUUGGCAGCAAAUGCGUCCUCAUGGGCGACGCAGCCCACGCCGUGGUGCCUUUCUACGGGCAGGGGAUGAACGCCGGCUUUGAAGACUGCAUUGUCUUUGAUGAAAUAAUGGAGCAGUUCAAUGAGGAUUUCAGUGCUGUGCUACCUGAGUACACCAGAGUGAGAGUUCCAGACGACCAUGCAAUCGCAGACCUGGCCAUGUACAACUACAUCGAAAUGCGAGCGCACGUCAACUCCAAGUGGUUCCUCUUCAGGAAACACAUCGAUAACCUCCUGCACUUCCUCAUGCCAAAGACAAUAAUUCCUCUUUACACGAUGGUCACUUUCACCAGGACGAGAUACCAUGAAGCUGUGGCGCGCUGGCACUGGCAGGACAGAGUGAUAAACCGUGGCCUGCUGUUCAGUGCCACAGGAGCUCUCCUGGGAGGCUCCUUCCUGCUCAUUAAAAAUCCUCCUGAUAUCAACAAGCUCCUCGUCCCCGCGGAGAAAAUGUGGAGCAGGCUCGUGGCCCUCAGGACCUCCUGAGUCUCUGACAGACAAGUGUGAAGACUGGAGUGUAAAACGCUGGAAGGAGGUGGAGGAGCGAGGGGGGGGGGGUCUACAUUUUAAUUAGAGUUUGAGUCCUCUAAUUGACAGUGAAGGCUCCGCCAGGCAAAUGAAUAUUCUGCACUAAUGAUUGUUGUAACUUAAACCUGUCACAAUGAUUGAUCAUAUGAUUUUCUAACACUUCAUCAGUGUUUAUCUUUAGAUUGAAUUAUUUUCAGGCCAUCAUCACCGUCAUUUUAAAAUGAAAAUCUGAGUGUUAAACUCAGGGUCGAGGGCACACGUGUAUGAGUUUAAAUGUUAAUAAAUGUUCCCUCAGCUGAUA